This is a messenger RNA of Aphis gossypii (cotton aphid), 3600 nucleotides long. It is a transcript of the gene aux, whose product is annotated as cyclin-G-associated kinase. Gene Ontology annotation, biological process: protein phosphorylation; regulation of clathrin-dependent endocytosis; positive regulation of Notch signaling pathway. The transcript is spliced from 22 exons. Gene Ontology annotation, molecular function: AP-2 adaptor complex binding; ATP binding; protein serine/threonine kinase activity. The record is from RefSeq and is a predicted model, not a curated record. NCBI's taxonomy places the organism in Eukaryota, Metazoa, Arthropoda, Insecta, Hemiptera, Aphididae. Bases 247 to 3447 code for a protein of 1066 amino acids. Gene Ontology annotation, cellular component: cytoplasm.
AUAAAUAAAUACUAUUCCUACCUAUAGGAAACAAAAUUAUAACAAAUUAUUAAAAUUAAAUUUUAAUCAUGUUUUACUGUCGUUACUCAUAGAUGUUAAUUGUUAAUUGUUAUUAUAAUUGUUAAUUUUAUACUGUUCACGUUUUAAAUUGGGUGCAAUCUAUUUGGUUUACUAUGAAUCAGUUUUGAUUUUUUAUAAAGUUAGAUGUAUUUUGAUAUCGGUAAUAUUUGUAAUUAUUUGUAGAAUAUGUCUGAUAUUUUCAAGUCUGCUUUGGACUACUUUAGUAGUAGUUUCUCAGCCGAAAACAACGAUUAUGUCGGUUCUAAUGUAGAAUUGGGCAAUGUUAAGCUAAAGAUAAAAAGACUUAUUGCUGAAGGUGGAUCAGGUAUGGUGUUUGUAGCCCAGGCUCAAGAUACUGGUAAAGAGUAUGCGUUAAAGAAAUUACUUGCAGUAGAUGAUGCUGCUGAUAAAGUUAUUCUUAAUGAAAUCGAUGUACUUAAAAAACUAUGUGGUCAUCCAAACAUAAUACAUUUUAUGUCAGCAGCAUUUACAAGCAAAAUCGAUUCGCCUCGAGGAUCAAAUGAGUAUCUUAUUCUAACAGAAUUUUGUCCAGGAGGAAAUGUUGCAGAAUUAUUAUCAGCUAGAGACAAACCUUUACAUAGAAACAUUGUCACUUCGGUAUUUUAUCAAAUGUGUUCAGCCACACGACAUAUGCACUGUCAAAGUCCCCCUCUCAUUCAUAGAGAUCUAAAGAUUGAAAACUUUUUGAUCAGUGAUGAUGGUAAAAUUAAAUUAUGUGAUUUUGGAAGUUGUACAACAAAAGUUUACAAACCAGAUGAAAAUUGGACAUCACAGCAACGAGCUAUCUUAGAAGAUAAACUCAACCAAUGUACGACUCCAAUGUAUCGAGCUCCUGAAAUGAUUGAUACUUGGUCUAACCAUGAAAUUGGUACAGCGGUUGAUGUAUGGGCUUUAGGUUGUAUUUGCUAUGCUUUAUGUUGUAAUCGACAUCCAUUUGAAGAUUCCAAUAAACUAGCAAUAUUAAAUGCUAGAUUUUCAUGUUCACAGUUCGAAAGUUCAUAUACUGAUUUUAUCACUAUAAUAAAGGGAUGUUUACAACCAGAUCCUUCCUUAAGAAUGUCAGUUUUUGAAUCAUUAAAGCUUAUUGAGUGCAUUAAAGAAAGAUAUAAAGUUAGUAUUGAUUCAUUAGAUGUCAACAAAUUGAAAUCUGAAGGAAAACCAUUAGAACAUAUUGGAUCUAAUAUUUCUGGUAUUCCACAACAGCCAGUAGUAACAAAACAAUCAGCAGUAAAUAUGCCUAAUUCAGGUCUAUUUUCUCAAAUACGUGGUGGAGCAGGAAGUUUUUUAAAAAAUCUAAAAGAUACAUCUAACCGAGUAAUGCAAACAGUCCAAUCUUCCGUUAAUGUGAAAGCUGGUAUAGACAUGGUGUUCAUAACAUCAAAAUUAGCUGUGUUAACUGUUACUCAAGAUGCAAACUCAGAAAAUAUUGCUUCGUGUUUAGACACCAGACAAUGUCGUUUGUACAAUAUGACAGGACAAUCAUAUCCUCGUACCAUUGGACGUUCAGUUGUGAUAGAGCUUCAUCCAAAAACAAUAACAUGUCCUACUUUACAUGAAAUAUAUGCAGUUUGCGAAGACAUGUAUAGUUUUCUGGCAAAAAAUUCCACAAAUCUUUGUGUUAUUGUUCAAUCAACUGAAAACUCUGGUACUUCUACAUUAAUAGUUUGCGCAUUUUUACUAUAUACAAAUGCAUCAGAUACUGCUGAAAAUGUUAGUACAAUAUAUGCUGUUAAAAAGUCUACGCCUAUUUUUCAGCCCUCAGAAAAUAGGUAUUUAAACUAUAUAGCGACUGAACACACACAUAAUAUUGACUCAAUUAAUAUAAGAAGACUUAUUAUGGAGCCAGUUCCUCUUUUUAAUAAAAAUCGUGAUGGCUGUCGUCCGUUUGUAGAAAUUUUUGAAGGUUACAAUAAAGUUUUAACUACAGAACAGGAAUAUGAACGAUUAACUUUGUAUGAUAUUUCCCAUGGAAAGGUAUCACUUGCCUUGAAAUCAUUACCUGCUGGAAUUCGAAAUGACAUCACAAUCAUUGUAUACCAUUCUAGACAAGUUCUUGGACGAACUGUGCCAAUUAAAAUAUUUCAACUACAGUUUCAUACUGAUUUUUUAAUAUUCCCUGAUGGUGAAGAUAUUGUUAUUGAUUUUACUAAGAGUGAAUUAGAUUUCUUAGCGAGUUCUGAACACUAUCAGAGUAAUAUGUUUCAUGUGAAAAUUGAAAUGGAACAACAUAAAAAUGGAAUCUCAUUACAAUACAAAACCAGAGAUAAUAGUAAGAAACCUGAUUUACUGUUCUCAACUUCUAUUGAGAAUACUCAGUUUCAAGAAUUGUUUCCUCAGGGAAGUAAAAAAAAUAAAACAUCACCGCUUGUUCAGCCAAAAGAACAAUCAAAUGUUCCUAUUCGAGUAGCACCUCCAAGACCACAUUUACCUCCAAAGAUUGAAGUUCAAUCAAAUAAACCAAACGAAGGCCUAUUAUUAAAUUUAUCAUCAGUUUCAAUAGAUGAUGAAUCAGAUGCAUUGAAAUCGGAUAAUUUAUUUGAUUUAUUAGGAUCUGAGUCUGAGAAGACUGAAUCUAAAGACUUAUUUGGAGGAUUUGUAAAUGCUUCAAAUACAAGCAAUGAUAUUUUAUUUGAUCCAUUUGUUUCAAAAACAAAUUUAAAUGAUGGCGAUUUGUUAAAUUUAAAUGACCCUAACAUUCAUAAAACAAGCAAUUCUUGGGUUAACCAAUCAGUCCCACAAGACAUAACGAUGCCUAAUUCUGUGAAUGGAAGAAGCAUUUCAAAUGGCAGUAGUUUUACUUCUACAAAAUCCAAUGUUGAUGAUUUUGAUUUUUUAAAAACUGAUAACUGGAUGAACUUCUCAAGCCAUUCACAAACAAAUAGCCCUACAAAGUCGGCUAAGACACCAGCUGAACCUAAUUAUAGUGGUAUAAACAUUGAAUCAGAAACAACAAAAGCUGCUCCUAAAUCUGGUGGAGAUAUUUUUGGUGACCUUUUAGGAAGCCAAGGAUACACAUUCAGUUCAAAACUUAAUCCUGGUCCCAAAACUAUUAAUGAAAUGCGGCGAGAAGAUUUAGUUAAAGAAAUCGACCCAGAAAAGCUAAAAGUUAUGGAAUGGGUUGAAGGGAAAAAAGGAAAUAUUAGAGCUUUGCUUGGCACACUGCACACAGUAUUAUGGGAAGGCUCUGGAUGGAAUUGCAAUCUUAGUAAUCUGGUAACUUAUGCUGAUGUAAAAAAAGCAUACAGAAAAGCAUGUCUUGCAGUACAUCCUGAUAAGCAAACUGGAACUUGCAAUGAAAAUAUAGCAAAACUAAUUUUUGUGGAACUGAACAAUGCUUGGUCAGAAUUUGAUAAUAAAUCAAGUUAGUGAAGAUGUGUUUUCUGUAAAUAACUAUUAAGAAUAAUGUUUAUUUAUGUCAAAAUAAUAGCAUAAUGUAAAAAAAAAUAAUUAUUUAUUUUUCCCAUGUUUCUGAAACUUUUUUAAAUUUUUAAUCAAAUAAAGCAUUAUAUUAGUUUAUUA